AAAUGUCUCGUCCUCAGAUAUACCAGAGCUCCAAACCUCUCAGGAUCGGUUACCUAGAAAACGACGGCUACACACAAACGUCUCCAAGCAUGGCCCGAGGCAUCAGAGAGGUCAAAGCUCUGUUAGAGCAAGCAGGGCACACUUUGGUGCCCUACAGCCCUCUGAAGAUCGAUUACGUUGUAAAUGAACUUUUUAUGAAGGGUGUCCUAGCAGACGGAGCCACCAGCUUUCUUCAAAAACUGGAGGGGGGCCCUUUGGACCCCUGUCUCGGACCACAGGUUAUACCGUACUAUCUUCCUACGUGGUUGAAGAAAACUCUCUCAUUCCUCCUCAAGCCCGUGUUUCCUCGUGGCUCUGCCACCUUCAAGUCAAUCUGUGGAGUUGGAUCUGUUCCGGAGCUGUGGAAGCAGCACGCUGCUGUCGAGGACUACAUUCAGGAAACGAUAGCAGAGUGGAGAAGACUCAACAUAGACGUGCUGCUGUGCCCGAUGAUCGGACCAGCCUACAACUUCUUAUACUGCUGCAAGCUUUCCUGUGUUCUCCCUUACUCGAUGCUUUACAAUCUCCUCACCUUUCCCGCCGGCGUUGUUCCUGUUUCCACGGUGACGGCAGAGGAUGAGGAGGAACUCAGGCACUAUAAGGGCUUUUAUCAGGACCACUGGGACGAGCUGUUCAAACAGGCUGUCACUGGAGGCGAGGGUCUGCCCGUGGCGGUGCAGUGCGUCGCCCUUCCGUGGCAGGAUGAGCUCUGCCUGCGCUUCAUGAAGGAGGUGGAACAGCUGGUCAAACAGAGCAGAAAGUAAAAGCCUGGAGGCCACAGGUGGGGCUGCUAACUCCAGGGGCUUAAAGAUGAAUAAGCUUUGAAUACACAUUUAAUUACACAUUAAAUGUAAUAUUCCUCUGAACUGAUUGGGAAGGUUCACUCCUUCUUUGUUUGAUUCUUUCAUUAAAAAACAUCAGUUAACAUAUUGUUUCAUUUGUAUUGUACAUAUAACAUAAACUUAAAAUGUUGAUAAAUGAAAUUCAGCACCCUGUUUGGACAUUGGAAGGUGUGAAAUAUGCCACGUCCUUGUUUUGUUUAUCCACCGCUGACUUUGUUUAAUAUUUCAUGCAAUAUAGCGUGAACAGAAACUACAUGCUUUAGAAGAAAUUCAAUUCACAUCAUUGUUGGGCAAAGAGGCACCGCAAGCACGCACGGAAAAUAAUGUUAAAAAUGAGGAUUUACAUGAAUACAGAAAGUAAUGUUGUCUCCUAAAUCAUGAUUGUCUCUUUACAAGAGCAGCUUUCUGUGAUAUGACACAAUACGGGGUUCAUUUAGACUCUGUAGCCAGUCCGUUAUCGGCGGUUUGCUUUUCACAUGCAGACCAAGAAUGAAAUAAAGUAAAUCAUUUCUCAGAGGAA
Messenger RNA from Anarrhichthys ocellatus (wolf-eel), 1401 nucleotides. Its product is annotated as fatty-acid amide hydrolase 1-like. The coding region runs from base 3 to 803 and encodes 266 amino acids. The record is from RefSeq and is a predicted model, not a curated record. Gene Ontology annotation, biological process: fatty acid catabolic process. NCBI's taxonomy places the organism in Eukaryota, Metazoa, Chordata, Actinopteri, Perciformes, Anarhichadidae. The transcript is spliced from 8 exons. Gene Ontology annotation, molecular function: amidase activity; fatty acid amide hydrolase activity.